AUGACCUACUCGAAGUAUGCCUUCUACCUGAACCGUCUUGGGCGAGACGCAGGCUUUGAAGACAAGCUGACGAGCUACUGUUUUCGCCGAGGCUGUGCCAAUGCCAUCGAUGGUAAGGCCUCCGACGCUGUACGGGAUCAAGUCAUGAGACAUAAUCCCUUCACGGGGGUCUUCAACGAGGCAUACAACAAUCAAGCAGUGAGAUUCAAUGUGCAAGACGCCUAUCUCGAGAGCGAUAUCACUGAUGAUGGGCUGACCCGGGCCUUUACCCACAUGAGUAUUCGAUGCAACCCUGGCGCUCCGAAAGAAGUCCCCCGAGAAGUGAUGGAUCGACUCCUCGCCGCGGAUCCAGAGAUUGUCGUCCUUGAGCGAGAAAUCAAAGAGUCACAUACCAGGAUCAAGUGGGACUACACGUUCAUCAAUCGAGCCCCCAAGGAGGUCAGGGAGGCCCACAAGAAACUCGGCCAGCAGCUUAAGGCUGCGACGAAGAGCCUGGAAGAUGAGCUUGAGGCUGAACACAGGAAGGAUUACUUCUACUAUAUCUAUAACGAGAUGAUGAAGAGGCAGUUGAACAGGCCGCUGAACAAGACCGUGGUAGAAGCCGAGCCUGUUAUCGAACAUCAGCUCGAAGAACGGACACGAUUGCAGCUGGUCCUUUGCGAUCUCUCCAAGAACCUCAGUUCUCAAGCCAUCGUUGCUCGAAAGGUCUGUGCCAUCAACCUCGAGAUCGCGCUCGCGUCGCGAAAAGAACUCAUGACUCGCCAGCCGCCGUCCGCUCCAGCCUGCAAGGAUCCUCUCAGGGAAGAAUCUUCCGUUCCGGCCCCUGCUCUCACUCCCGCUCUCGAUCCCCUCCCACCGGCUAUGAAAGGUCCGUACCCCUACGCGCUAAGUUCGCUGCAAGCAGCUCCCGUUUAA
Messenger RNA from Cadophora gregata, 915 nucleotides. RefSeq lists its product as uncharacterized. The transcript has 3 exons. The record is from RefSeq and is a predicted model, not a curated record. Lineage: Eukaryota; Fungi; Ascomycota; Leotiomycetes; Helotiales; Ploettnerulaceae. Bases 1 to 915 code for a protein of 304 amino acids.